UGACGGUGGUGGACAAUCAGAACAAUUAACAUUUGAGAAAACCCCUUUGAAAAUAAUUCCUCUGGUAAUUUUGUCAUAAAUAACCCCGGCUAAAGACAUCUAAUGAUUGCUAUCUCAUUUCCACGCUACCAGUACAUUCAAAACCAUGACCGGAGUCAUGUUGCAGGGGCCCAAGUUGUCCGAUAAAGAUGUGCAACACCUUCAACCCUGACUCAAGCCGCCACAACUUCUCGGAGGAUCUUGGGUGAAACAAAAAAAAACUAUAUACAAGUAUCAAUAUUAAUAAAUUAUUUGAACAGGUCUACCAGAGGAAUUUACGGUGUCUUCUCAAGGAGAGGUUAUUCCCGAUUUGGAAAUUUUGGAUCGAGUUGGCCGCGAGGGCAGGUUUUGGUUGUCAGGAACUAUGGCAUCAUGCGAUACAGCAGCGCACCAGACAGACAGACGACGGACAUGUGCAAGAGUGCGAACCCCCCCCCCCCUUUGCUCGUGACUUCCCACGAUUUCUCGGUUAUGUACGAGUGCCGGUGCCGCACGUACAAACGGAUGGGCCUCUGGCCUCAUGCACACGUUUCGAAUCCCUGAUUCGUUGAUCGGGCUGGCUGGGAUGUUCGCUGUUCGAGAAUAUGGUACGGUACGGUACUUGUAGCGGUGCGGUGAUCCCCCUUGUUUAUUUGCAUGACCGAUGCUCCAUCUAUCCAUCCUAGCGCUCUACAAGUGCUUGUAAGGCCUUUCCUUGAUACACUGCUCUACCCUACAGUACUCAAAGCGCAUACCGGCACUUAUAUUCCUUCUCCUGACUCACCAAAACCAUCGCGCAGCAUCAUCCUAACCGGCUUACAAGGUUACGCCCGUCGACUAUGGUGCAGUACUAGUACCGGUAUAGUGAUAGGCGCCCGAUAAUUAUAAUAUUUCCAAUAUAAACGAGAAAGAAGAAAAAAAAAGUUUGGUCGUCCAAAGGUUUUUUCCCUCAAGGCGAAAUGGAAUGGGGCGGAGGGGCACGGGCGCCAAAGAUAGAAAAAGUGUCCUUAAGUCCGUCCCGACACCCACCACCUUAGGAGGGAGGGAGGGAAUGUUACAUGCGGUAGGGCAAUUAUUAUAAAAACGUCUCCGGUGAGGUUGUGAUCGAUGGGUGAAAAAGGUUGAUCCGAUCGAAAAAUGCGGGUGCAAAAAAAAAAAAAAAAAAAACAAGGUCCUCCGUGCAAUAAGGCUAUUCUUCAGCAUACAGCCUAAAUCAGAAGUUUCCUGGAUAUCGUCAUACUCGAGGUCGGCCUUUUCCAAAAAGAAUUAAAGAUUAAAAUUAAGAGGGCCAACGUCAUACUUGUAGAGGAUGAGAGGAGGAAGAAAGAAAAAGAAAGAAAAAAAAGUCAAGAUAGUAUGCCGCGAUCACAGGUCAUGACCGACUGAAGACCUUUUCGUUCUUCCCUUCAUUAUAUUGAGAGUCCCUGAGCGCCUCAUCAGCAGACCAAUGACUCAAAGGGUCGAAACAACCUUUGGAAAUAGAUUGGAAAGAAGGUGUUGCCUCUUUGCCCUCCAACCAUCCUGCAGGAGCCGUAAAGUUGACAUUCCGACGGUGAGAUCCAAACGAAUGAAAAGUGCCGGUAUCGUGUACCUGAUGAGUCGUAGCUGUAGAUGAAUGCCAGGUGAGGCUGAGUUCAUCCGAAAAUAUACUCCAUCAUCCAUCCGUCCAUUCAUCUACGGUAUCCCAUCCCCAUCUAUCCAUGCGUCCGUGCUGUACUCCCCCAAUAACGAGGACGAGGAGCAGAGUUCACAUCACAUGAAAUCAACCCCCGCCGAGAUGAGAUAAAGGGAACCCGACCACUGAACAAAAAAAAACAAGUGGAAGAGGUCUGUGAAUGAGUCAACGAGAUUAAUGAGGGAGAAACCUGCUCCCCCCCCCCGCGUUGUAACUCUAAACGAAAUCGAACGUAUCAGACGCGCGCACGGGGAAAAAAAAAAAACCAAAGGCGGAGACCACGGAGGCGAAUCCAAGAAACCGAAUAGAGUGGGCGAAGCAGGAUGGCGAGUUGUCCGGACCGUGCCAAGUAAUGUUCGGAGCAGCCCCAUCCCCUUCCCGUAUACACGUAAGUGUUUGCCAUAACCACGCAAUCCCGCCGUCCCCUCAUACACGGGCGGAGGGAGGACGGACCCAAUCGCACCGAACCCGCGGUCGAAUACGACGGAAGGCCGCCGGAGGCAUACGGACGGGGUAGACCCGAGACGAGGUGGGCAAGAGGACAAAGGGAAAGGCGGUAGAACAGGGCCAAACGCGCGUCGCCUCGCCGUGACUCACAUCAUAGCACAGCCUCGUUUGUUCAAGCGUGUGGGGUGUGCAAGCAACUAAACUCGUCAGUUAGUGUAUGGAUGGAG
Messenger RNA from Tuber aestivum (summer truffle), 2367 nucleotides. NCBI's taxonomy places the organism in Eukaryota, Fungi, Ascomycota, Pezizomycetes, Pezizales, Tuberaceae. The record is from the annotation of a GenBank genome assembly.